UUCGAGGUUCAGUGGGGAGAGACGGUGAGGAGGAGAGAAAUUAGCGCGGAAAGGCAAGAGCAGAGACGCGGAGAAGACAGGAUGAAUCUCAAGAAUCAUUUGAUUUUCACCCUCUACACUAUUUAUGGGAUUCUUCUGAAAGUGAUGGCUUCAAAAGGCAAAGUUCGAGGCAUCAGCGGUCAGUACCCUCUGGUUCAGAAUGUGACGGUGACAGAGGGUGGGACGGCAAACCUGACCUGCCGUGUGGAGUAUAAUGACAACACCUCCCUCCAGUGGUCAAACCCGGCACAGCAAACCCUCUUCUUCGGGGACAAGAAAGCUUUAAGGGACAACAGGAUCGAGCUGGUGCGCGCGUCGUGGUCGGAGCUGACCAUCAGCAUCAGUGAUGUCUCGCUGUCUGAUGAAGGCAUGUACACCUGUUCUCUCUUCACCAUGCCUGUGAGAACGGCCAAAGCCUACCUGACUGUUCUAGGCGUGCCAGAGAAGCCAGAGAUCGAUGGCUUGACGAAGCCUGCCUUGGAGGGCGACCAGAUCACUCUGACCUGCAUCACUCAGGGCAGCAAGCCCGCCGCUGACCUGCGCUGGUUCAGGAAUGAAAAGGAGGUCAAAGGUGCCAAAGAGGUGAAUGCGAGCGGGAAGACAUUUACUGUACGGAGCUCUCUGAACCUGCGAGUGGACAGAAAUGAUGAUGGAGUGGCCUACACCUGCAGAGUGGACCAUGUGGCACUCACACAGACAACACAGCAGGCCACCGAAGUGCUGGAGGUCCACUAUCCUCCUCGUGUGGAGAUCAUCCACUCCCUUGCAAUUCCUCAGGAGGGUCAGUACUUAAAGCUGGAGUGUGUGUCCAAAGGAAACCCUUCGCCAGAUCCUGUGAUGUGGACAAAGGACGGGGGUGAACUUCCUGACCUGGACCGUAUGAUUGUAGAGGGGAGGGAGCUCACCUUUACUUCACUCAACAAGACAGACAAUGGCACCUACCGCUGCGAAGCCACCAACCACCUAGGGACCAGCCAAGCUGAAUAUGUACUCUACGUCUACGAAGCCCCCACCACCUUGCCUCCAUCCACCACUCCCCCCCUACAUCCCAUCCCUCCAGAUCCUACUGCACUAUUAGGCACCCACGCCUCAGACCCCACAGUCACUGGCAACAGAGAUCCCAACGCUCUGGGGCAGCACGGCACUGACCAUGCCUUGAUCGGAGGAGUGGUGGCUGUAGUGGUCUUUGUCACCUUGUGUUUAAUCAUUGUUCUGGGAAGAUACCUGGCCAGGCAUAAAGGAACAUACUUGACAAACGAAGCCAAAGGAGCGGACGAUGCGCCCGACGCCGACACAGCCAUCAUCAAUGCUGAGGGCAACCAUGCACACGCAGAAGAAAAGAAAGAAUACUUCAUUUAGACUGCAGGGGGAGCUAUGCAGCCCCCCCCCCCCCUUCCUCUUUCAGUCUCUGUAUCUCUUUUUCUCUCUUGCUGUCUCCCUCUUUUUCUUCUCCACCUCUGACCACUGCCCCCAUCGUGACCACGAGGAACCCGCAGGCAGUCCACAGACAGAGAAGUUCCCCAAGUGUUUUCCUGUUAUUGCCUUUUUGUUGAGCCCAUUUCUAUCAUUUACAUUUUGUCCUUUCUUACUUUCUUUCUUUUUUUCUUUUUUUCUUCUUCUUUUUGGCAGCCAGUUUUCACAGGCAGCUUGCUGCUGAAGUGGUUCUCUUUUGUCAUACUUUUCCUCAUCUUUGACAUGAAUUCCUGGAAAUCUGUGUAUCUACCAUGACUGCUUCUUACAUGACACCCCUUGUCCAUCUUCUCUCCUGUUUCCCCUCAAAGCAGACACCCAAACACAUACUAUAUCCCCUUUGUUCAAACACGUCCACAAACACAUAUCAUAACUCACAUCAACACGGUGCCUAAAAAUACAGACGCCAUUGAACUUCUGUCAAUGCCUUCAUGUAUCGUCUGUCAGUAGCAAUGUAAAUGCUUUGUAGAUGGUUACCUGGACCAUCAUUUCAUUGCUUAGCUCACAGCUUUUGAUUAUGCAUUGCGUCUUUCUUUUUUUUAAUUAUUAUUAUUUGAACGAAGAUCUUUGCUGUUUACGCCUUAUACAUGUCUAUCACACUGAAUACGGUACUUUUAGAUGCUCCACCUCCCCCAACUCCGUCCCCUCUAAAUAGACUUGUAAUUAAACAGUUGACCCUUGUAAGAUAAGAUGAAGGUUUUGUGUAACACUGUAGCAAGAUUUGUCAGAUAAGUGUAUAAUAUGAUUUUCAUUAUUAGGGUAGGGGUAAUAAAGGGUAAUGUGGUAUUGUUUAGAACAGAGAACACACACCAAAAAUAUAUGAAAGAUGCUAGAUGAAGCAUUCCAUCAAAUGAACUCAAUCAGUUAUAUAAAACCAUUUGCUAAAUCUGCUGUCCCUAUGUACUUUUCGUCUGUAUAUUCCUGCACUGUCCAGGCUGCAGUUUAGCAAAACGCCAACACCUUCAAUGUCCUCUUGACAGCUUACAGUAGUUUGUUCUUCACAUAAAGGGUUCAGGUGUACAGAAAGAGUCGAUCUCCUCUCUCUAAAAGCUGUAUAAAUUGUAUUGAAGUGAGUUUAGCUUUUUCUCUUUGAAGAAUUUUGUUUAUGUUUAUGUCAUGUUGAAAUCAUUUUAAGGCUGAAAGACCCUGUGAAAUGUAAAAUAAACCAUUAGGAGUUAAUACGGGCUGAAAAAAAAAGAAGAAGAAGUACACAGUUCUGGUAUGUACAGGAAUUUUAGUGUCAAAUAAAUUUUCCUUUCCUUUCAGUAAUGUCAUUUUGAUUGAUACCUCUUGUAAACUUGAGGUCCAGGCAGCUUUCCAUAGUGGUUUGUAUACAAAUUUCUGUUCAUUUACUGGCUCUUGGAUAAGCAACCAAUCAUAUUAUAGCUCAAUACAAAUAGUGAAACAUCAGUUUGACUAUAUCCAUUUUUUUUUUUUCCUUUGUAUCGUCACUUUUAAAUUUCUGUUGAACUAGUUUCUAACAAUUUAGUUAAAGUGCAGAAAUCACCAACACAUCAUCCACGGCCACCUCUCAAACUGCAGAACUGCUUUUCUUAUUUCACUUUUGUCAGAGUCGUUCUCCAUGAACUGUAUUUUGAUUUUCAUUUCAUGGGGUCUUCAAGCAAAAAGAAAAAAAGGAAAAAAAAAAGAUUAAAAAAGGGAAAUAGUGUAUGAGCGCUGGGUCAUAGAUCUGCAGGGGCCUCCUUUCUAAAACUUCUAACUUAAGACAAAAGAGAAGCACAAAAAUGUCUAAAUGAGUAACUGUGUUCCUUUGCCAACAACUAGUUCACCCUGGGAAUGGUUCUUCUAUUCAAAUGGGUAGUGGGAAGAAGACAAGGCUGUCUUUGAGUCAAUUCUAGAAGAAAAAUACAGUGCAUCUUUUUGAAAAUGUAAACUGAAUCAUGUUUUUUUAUUGAAAAAAAAAAUGUUUCUAAUAUUUUUUGGUUUAAAUGGUUCUAAGCUCCCUGCUGUAUAUUGUGUCUGCUAAAAUGUGGUUAAUUGUGAAAAUUGCUGUUAAAUUCUGGAUUCCCGUUACUCCUUCAAAUUUGUAUAUUAGCCACCUUAUCUAUUUACUUUUUAUCAUUUUUCAUUGCAUAAUCCUUAUUGGAAAUCUUUUAAACAAAUGUAUUUUGUUUUGGCACAAGGCAUGUAUAUAAUGUGUGAGAACUAAACUUUGGUAAUACACAUUAGCAUGUUUUUGUUUGGUUCUUUAUCAUGAUUAAUUCAUUUGAACUGAAGUUAUUUAAGAGAGAACCACAAUGAAAGUAUAUUUGUUACUUUGGAGAACAGUGGCUUCUUGUGUUUGUGGCAUGCUCUUCGGUGCUACACAUCUAAAGGAUUUGGUGUUGUA
This is a messenger RNA of Seriola dumerili (greater amberjack), 3859 nucleotides long. RefSeq names its product cell adhesion molecule 2-like (gene cadm2a). Bases 82 to 1398 code for a protein of 438 amino acids. The record is from RefSeq and is a predicted model, not a curated record. Lineage: Eukaryota; Metazoa; Chordata; Actinopteri; Carangiformes; Carangidae. The transcript is spliced from 11 exons.